AUGAAGAUCUCUGCCAGUCUUUUCGUCCUCACUUCCGCCGCUCCUGGCGCAAAGAAACCCGCCAAGUUCGUCCAAGACCCCGAUGCUCCCCGAACCGUCUGCGGCGGCCGAAUCACCGGCGACAGCAUCAUCACCUCUCCCGGUUUCGAAGACCCGGGACACUACGUAAAUAACCUCGACUGCACUUGGGAAAUCGAAAUUCCCGGCGUUUCUGCUUUCACGAUUUACCCCGAGUUCUUCCAAGUCGAAGAUCAAGACCAAUGUAUUUACGACUCACUGAACAUAAGCUUUGGAAGCUCGAGCUUCAAAUUUUGCUCGCCUGAUAUUGACUGGGACAAUUUGGAGCCAUAUACUUCCUCGCCGGCAUACAGUACUACCGAUUACUCAACUACUUCAACGAGUGAUUACACAACCACAUCAGACUACUAUCCAACAACAUCAACUACUCAGACAUCAACAACGUCGACAUCUUACGAUUAUCCAAGCGGAGGAGACUAUUACAGUAGCUACGGUAGUUCUUACUCUGGGAGCUACAGUAGCAGCGAUUCUGGCGGAUACAGUAGCUCCAACUAUAGCUACGGCUCUAGCUCUUCCUUUGGCAAACGAAAGCGACGAGCGCCAGUUAAGGGUGUUCUCGGCGCUUCCGGAAGCGGCAGAACACAUGAAUCCUCGAGCUCUGGAUACAUUGGAGAUUUCACCCAACCACUUCGAGUUGAAGGAAAUACAGCAACGAUCAAUUUCAAAACUGAUUCAUCCGUCGUUUUGAGAGGAUUCAAGCUUCGAAUUGAAAAGGACAACAACAUCGAAGAAACAGGAUGUGAUCAAGUUCAAUCUGGUUCCGGAUCUCUAAGCAGCACGAAUUAUCCAGAAAGAUACGGAAACAAUGAGCUUUGCAGAUACACCCUUAAUGCGGAGCCCGGCAAGAUCAUCAGAAUCAACUUCGAUCAGUUCGACGUCGAGUCCGAAUUCGAAUGCAGAUACGACUUCCUGUCAAUCAACGGUCGAAAACACUGUGGCACUGAAGACAAAGGAUUCGGCAACAAGAAGAUGCCACAAGAAUCGCUUUACGUUCUCUCUGAAUCCACCGAGCUUGUGUGGAAGACCGACGGCUCUGUAACAAAGAAUGGUUUCUCCCUUUCCUGGGAGUCUGUUGAUAAUCCAGCCGGGCCCGCCGCUUCCGGACCUCUUGAAAGCGCCGCUGGAUUUCAUGAUCAUAUGGAGCUCUUUUACGAUCAACUCAUCUAUCAAAUGGAAUUCCGUCGACCUUGGAUGUCAAAAGCUCUUUCCCGAUUCUGGAGCAACAUUCAAAUUUCCGAAGAAUACUUUCAGAGCGAAGGCGAAUGCGAAUGGAAAUACUACACCCCGAAGUACCAAUCUUUCGAUUUCAAAAAUUUCGACGAAGGUCUUUCGAAAUGCUCGAAUUUGAAAAAUUUUGCCAACAAUGCCAAACAGUUUUUGGACAACUUUGUUUGUAUGGAUGACCACGAGUUGCCAAGAAGAACAUUUAACCAAUGGCAGAAGCAAGCAUCACAAAUAGUCGGAAUCGCCGACGAUUUGGAAGGCCACUGCUCCGAUUCUAGCGCAAGCUCUAGCAGCUCCAGCAGUUCUAGUAGUUCUAGUAGCUCUUCAAGCUCAAGCUACAGCUACAGCUCCAACAGCUCAGGAAGCUAUUCUAGCUCCUACAGAAAAUGA
Messenger RNA from Oikopleura dioica, 1692 nucleotides. NCBI's taxonomy places the organism in Eukaryota, Metazoa, Chordata, Appendicularia, Copelata, Oikopleuridae. The record is from the annotation of a GenBank genome assembly.